CCUCCCUCCAUUAGCCUCUUCCCUCGGUUCACUUUACUGGGCUUUAACAGGGGGGCUCUGUAUCAGCGAGGUUGGCGCCCGGGACUUUUUCGGGAUAGGCUAUGUACCAAUAACUCCUAACCGGAUAGGCCUCCACAAAGCGAAACCGCAAAAACACACAGGCAAAACUUUGAGGCGCUUAACUGAUUUGAACGUCUGCUGCAUUUGAGCCAGAAUCCAAAACUACCAACACUGAAAACAUGCGGAGAUGUCGAGAGGAGCACAGCUACCGAUAGGAUCCCGAAGUUGGGACCUUUAUGUCAAGCAAUGAGAGAUGAAAAUCUUCAGUCAAACCCAUGAGAGGCAUAUGAAUUGUGGAAGAGCUGGUUCUCCACCCGGAUUGACAGUGGUUUUCUUCUGAAGUGGACUGCUAAGUAAACUAAUUUAUGAGAGAACAGAGGCUAACAAAGCUGUAGAUUCUGCUGGAGAUUCCUGGCCAUUGCGUCUUCGCGGCACACACUGCAUCGCAUCUCUUCUAUAUCACAAACCAUCUUCAUCAUCCCACACCCAAAGUCAUCAUGACGACCUCUUCUUUACGGCGCCAGAUGAAGAACAUCGUGAACAACUACACGGAUGCAGAGAUCAAGGUCAGGGAGGCGACCUCCAACGAUCCGUGGGGUCCUCCGACCUCGCUCUUGAUGGAAAUCGCAGACCUGACCUUCAACGUGGUGGCCUUGACCGAGGUCAUGGGCAUCAUCUGGAAGAGGCUCAACGACCACGGCAAGAACUGGCGGCAUGUCUACAAGGCCCUCACUCUGCUGGACUAUCUGAUCAAGUCAGGAUCAGAGCGAGUGGCCCAGCAGUGCAAGGAGAACAUCUACGCCAUCCAGACUCUGCGGGAUUUCCAGUACAUCGACCGGGACGGGCAGGACCAGGGCAUGGGCAUACGGGAAAAGUCCAAGCAGCUGGUGGCUCUGCUCAGGGAUGACGAGCAGCUCAAGCAGGAGAGAUCGCAGGCGCACAAGACUCGUGAGCGUGUGACGGGAACCAGCAGUGCCAUGGGUUAUGGAUCUUUACCACCUCCCUAUCCUGGACGUCACACCAUUCAGCCCAGCGUGGAAGUGCUGUAUGGGGAAGAGCAUGGCAGGGUGAGGCACUCACCUUCCUCUGUCAACUCCUCCUCUUCCUCCUCUCAUCUGGCCCCAGAUAUGGAGCGCGCCCGGCCGCAGACGAGCGGAGAGGAGGAACUCCAGCUGCAGCUGGCCUUGGCCAUGAGCCGAGAGGAGAGCGAGAAGCCCGUUCCUGCUGUGGAUAUUGAUGAACAGACGCAGCUUCAGAUCGCAAUGAGUCUCAGUGAGGAGGAGGCACACAAGCCAGCUCCUCCUCCUGCUGCUGUUCUGGACAUGGAUGAAGAGGCACAGCUUCAGCUGGCCCUCACUAUCAGUAAAGAGGAACAUCAGCAGGAGGAGCAAAGUCGGCAGGGAGACGAGUCGUUGCUCCAGAAAGCACUUGAGGAGAGCAAACGAGAAUUGGAGGCCAAAGGAGGAAGAUCUGCCAUGCUGGAUCUUGCCGAUAUUUUUGCUCCAGCUCCUGAUGUGCCCUCUGCUGCCAGUUCUUGGGAUUCAUCUGGAGGCCAUAGUGGCUUAGCCCAGGCUGGUCCUCUGAGGUCUGACCCCUGGGAUAGUCUAGAGCCCAGCUCUUUAAGCCGUCAACAUGGAAGCUCAUGGAUGGCGCCUCCUGCAUCAAGUGUUCCUUCCCAGCCUUGGGUGCAGCGACAGCCACAUCCUGACCCAUGGGAUGCCCCUCAGAAUGCCCCAAGCCCUGUGUCCAUGAAUCAGACCUGGAUCUCCCCUGCACGUGGAACUGGAGUGGAUCCCUUUUCACCCCUAGAAGUAGACAAACAAGGAUCUAUUGGCCCUCUCAAAACUCCAUCCCCUCGGGCAGGAAGUCCCUCAGAUGACGAUCUUUUUGAUGAAGCUAUGGAUGGAGGUCAGGCAAAUAUAAAUGGCCAUAGUAGUCCUGAGCCUUUCGAUAUGUCUUCCCUUGGCGAAGGUCUACCAAAAACAGCUCCUCGAACCUGCAGUACUCCAGAGGCAUUUCUGGGUCCCACGGGAGCAUCACUCGUCAACCUGGAUUCUUUGAUACCCUCCAACCCUCCUUCCAAGAACUUCAACCCGUUUUUAUCAGGAAUAGCUGCUCCAUCGGCCUCUAAUCCAUUCCAACAUGAGCCGCCCCAUCUCACACUUAAUCAAAUGCGCCCCAGCUCCACAUCUCCUGUACCCACAUCCCUCCCAUUUAAUGCCUCUCUGCCCAUGGCUGCCAGCAACCAGUCCAGCUUCCUGCCUACUACCUUCACACAGUCUGCGCAGGUCCCUGGAAACUUGCCGCAACCGCUGCUACCCCUGUCAACGACAUCCACGCUUGGAGAUCCAGACCAACACAAUCAGAACCCGUUCCUAUGAGCAGAUCCAAACAAGCUUUUGAAAUGACAAUUUAACCACUGACUUGACUGGAACACACUUUUUUUAAUUGUUUUUUCUCCUUUCACAGCUUCCUGAUUUUGCUCUAUGCAGUCACUCUUAAGAGGCGUUCACACAUACAGCGGUUUCCAGUGACAAAAAACAUUCAUUUUCAACAAUGGUGACCAAUGUUGAAGCAAUGUGGCGUAUCCAGUGAUGUGACAAAGUUGAGAAAAGUUCAAUAUUAUACAAAUGAGCAGUUAUGUAAUGUGGAGACCAAUAGACACUAGUGCACAUGUGAUCCAUCUCCUGAGAUACUGUAGGUGAGUUUCAGCAAAAUGGAUAAGUUUGUUAAGGUCCAGACCCACCAAACCAACAUCAAAGUACUAGUGGCAACAAAAACCAAUGCGAAAUGGAGAAGUCUGUUAAGAUCCAGACACACCAAGCCGAUGUCAAAGAAAUAGCACUGGCGAAAACCAACUGUGGUGUCACCUAGCAUCGCCUGCAUCUGGACCAAAAAUUUGAGCUUGAACACAUUACUAAGUAUCUCCAUACCAGCAGGUGGCAGUAGUCUGUAUUCAUCAUUCAAAAAUGGAAACUUGUAUCUUGUCUCUGUGCACAUAUAGGGUUAAAAUUAAAAACUAAGUAGAAACUAUUUACCGACACUACACCCCAUUUGUAAUCAGAUUUUCAAAAAAUUUGGCCAGUUGCGCAGCGCACCAAUAACAUUAGGGCAUUUAGCAAUAAGAGCAUCCACAAUGACCACCAAUACAGCCACUCAACGACCUCCAGUCAUAAAAUCACUGUGUGUGAACGCCCUUGAACUAUAAUCAUAUGUGUGAAUGUCAACCAUGCAUUACAUGGCGAUACAAAUCGAUGCUGGCUUUAUAAGAAAUGACAAAUAAAUGGCACAAUUUAAAGGUUAAGAAUAUUUAAUUCGACUCCCACAGCAUCAGUGUCACCUUUAAGUAUUGUAAUAGUUUUUGGAAAGGAUAACGCACUUGUUACCAAGCACAAGUCCAAAGCCUCUCAUACAUUUUUAUCAUAUUCUCUGAUUUCCUGCACCAAUUUCUAGCUCUGCUUUAGUGUCCCUUUUUUGGUCUGGACUAUCUGAUGACUUUCAAUGCUGUCCUUUUAUUUCCUUGACAUGACUGGUAUCUGUGAACAGCCGAUCACAUCCUGAUGGGUCACACACCAGUAUGACAUAUAAAAGUGACUAAGAUUUUUGGGGCCAAUAAUUUAAGCAGCAAAUUGUAAAUUAUAAAUAAUGAUUUUGUAAUAUUGGGCAUUGACUGUUGAAUGAAUAGACCUCCAGCAAGAGAAUGUACUUACAGUGGUGUUCAGAUUGAAUUGAUGCCACAUACUAACAGAAUGUAAGAAUGUGAGACUGUUGCACAUGUUGUUCAUCAAAUACAAGGAUGAAGAUUAAACUGAAUGACGCAUCUG
Molecule: messenger RNA, 3884 nt
Organism: Sinocyclocheilus anshuiensis
Lineage: Eukaryota; Metazoa; Chordata; Actinopteri; Cypriniformes; Cyprinidae
Product: epsin-3-like
Exons: 12
Coding region: 558-2441 (627 amino acids)
Biological process (GO): endocytosis
Cellular component (GO): clathrin vesicle coat; plasma membrane; endosome
Molecular function (GO): phospholipid binding; clathrin binding
Source: RefSeq, a predicted model, not a curated record